GACGAGGGAGAUGAGGAAUACUGGCAGGAGCUGCAGUUCCGGGACAGAAUGGCGCGAGAAGUGGAGCGUCAGCGAGCCCUGGGGACCCUGAGGCCGCCGUCUCCAACAGAGCUCCCAACCCCCAGAAUGGGCGUCGGGGUGGAAAGGCCACUGGGGCCAGGGAUCGGGUCCAGUGGAUUCGCAGACGAAGGCGGAGAGGAGCGGGGGGUCCAGGAAGAGGAGGAGGAUGUGCCGUACGACGAGGAAAGGCGAGAUGAGGGGGCUACAGCUAGGCCAGUAUGCGGAUGGGCGGAAGAGCCGACAGCGGCGGCAGACUUCCAGGAGCCGCGCAGAAUGACCACCGGAGUGGGGCGCGGCGUGUUCCAAGGAGCCGCCCGAGGAAACCUGAUGCAACCCUUCCCCAUACCGCCCAGACAACAUCAAAGGGCUGCGGAAUGGAUGCCUAGAAGGGAAGAUCUCAAGCUGGAAUACGGAGGGGAAUCAGAUGAACUGAACUUUUUUCUAAUUAGCAUUAGAGGAUACAUGGAAGACAACGCACACACAUUUCCCUCCGAAGCAAGCAGGGUUCGAGCCAUCGGCAACACACUAAAGCGAGGAGCGGCCAGCUGGUAUGUGCAAUUGCAUGCCAGACGCGACCCAUGCCUGAGGUCGGUGCCCCGCUUCCUCGCCGCACUGGAGAACCGGUUCAGAGACCGGCUAGAGCAAUUGAGGGCUCGAGACCAGCUGAAAGGAAUAAAACAAAGGGACAAAACGGUGCCCGAGUACGCAGAGGAAUUCCUCCACCUCGCGGAAAGGGUACCGGAGUGGUCUGAAGUAACCAAAGUGGAACUAUUUAAAGAGGGACUACGCCCCGAGAUUUUCAGCUGGGCCGCGCACAGAGACGACCCCGAGACGCUCCAGGGAUGGAUUCAACUAGCGGGGCGCGUCGAAUCCACCCUGGCCCAAGUAAAGCGCUUCAGGAGCAGCAGCGGCCAGCAAAGACCGGUGGCGAGAGGUCGAGGAGAAACGAGGAAGCAAGAAAGACCCGGAGGGAGGCCGGGGAUUCCCUCCAGAGGAGACGACAACAAACCUAAACCGGGAUGCUUUGUAUGUGGGAAGACGGGCCACCGAGCAGCGGAAUGCUGGGCCCGGAAGGGGGAGCCGCCAAAAGCCCCAAAGCCCAAGCCAGCAACCGGGAGGCGUGCGGAGGAGGUGGUGCAGGCCCCAGAAUCUUCGGAAAGAUUGGACUAUGGUGAAAGAAGAACCGAAGAGGAGGACGAAGAAAACGGGGGCGCCAUGUCAUGCAGCCAGAUCCCAGGGCUGAAUUUCCAAGCCCUGAAUCUGACUUCAUAACAUAAACAUGCGAGCACCUGGCGGGAGAAGAUAAAAUGAGCCUGGGAACUCAGGGGUGAAAGUAUAAACAAUUAUAAUUGCUGUAGUGUGGGGGGGAUAGAAACCUUGGUGGAAAUGUGAUCCAGAAGGUGGGGUUUGAUGAUGAUAUUUGCGUGUGAUAUUACGUUGCAUCAGAAGUGAUAAAAUUAGAUGUAUGUAAACAUUAGGUCAUUCUCGACUUUUCCAAAGUCAUGUAUUCUUCAAUAAAGAUUGUGUUUGAGAGCA
Messenger RNA from Anolis carolinensis (green anole), 1596 nucleotides. RefSeq lists its product as uncharacterized. The transcript is spliced from 2 exons. Bases 49 to 1332 code for a protein of 427 amino acids. Lineage: Eukaryota; Metazoa; Chordata; Lepidosauria; Squamata; Anolidae. The record is from RefSeq and is a predicted model, not a curated record. Gene Ontology annotation, molecular function: nucleic acid binding; zinc ion binding.